Molecule: messenger RNA, 2354 nt
Organism: Fopius arisanus
Lineage: Eukaryota; Metazoa; Arthropoda; Insecta; Hymenoptera; Braconidae
Product: NHL repeat-containing protein 2
Exons: 7
Coding region: 134-2212 (692 amino acids)
Molecular function (GO): protein binding
Source: RefSeq, a predicted model, not a curated record
GGUCUAUCCUCUUUGAUUAUAACUGUGCAAUGACUAUUAUUUAUUUAUGAAAAAAAAAUAAUCGGUAUUUCCCAUAGUGUUUUUUAUCCAACAUCAUUCAUUUUUCGAGCAGGUUUGUUAUAUCCCUGGUGUAAUGUGCGGUCAGGAAAAUAAAGCCAUGAGUGUGCAAGAUACAGUGGAAAUAUUGACACAGGAGUGUAUUGAACUCAAAAGAGCACUAGCUGCCAGUGAUGAUAGGGAGAAGGAAAAAAUUGUCCUCAAGCAUAUAAUCAGCAGAGCCAACACCGAUCUACGUGUCAACGACUUCCAGAAAGGACUCGAAUGGUUCAAUGUCUCCGAGGGAUUGUCUGUCUCGAAGCAUUUGACCGGUAAAAUUGUUAUUCUCGACUUCUUCACGUACUGCUGCAUAAAUUGUAUGCACAUACUUCCCGAUCUCGAGGCUGUGGAGAAAAAAUAUACCGUCGAGGAUGGUUUGGUUAUCAUCGGCGUUCACAGUGCAAAAUUUUCCAAUGAGAAAGACUCGUCAAAGAUUCUAUCAGCGGUACAGAGAUACAACAUCCAGCAUCCGGUAGUGAACGACGCAAAAUUAUCAAUGUGGAGAGACAUCGGUAUAACUUGUUGGCCGAGUCUCGUAAUUCUGGGUCCUCAAGCCCAGCCCCUUGCCGUCCUCGUCGGUGAGGGUCACAGGGAGGAGCUCUUUCUCUACACUAAAAUUGCCCUCACCUACUUCAAAUCUCGCAAUGCAAUAAGGAGUAACGAUAUCCCUCUAAAACCAGCGCAACACCUUCUACCAGCCUCCACAAAGGACAAUCUCCUCUUUCCUGGUAAAGUUAUUGGUAUCGAGGACAUGGGCGAGGACAAAAUAAUUGUCUCGGACACCGGAAACAACCGAGUAAUUAUAAUGAAACUCGAUGGAACAGUUGAGCAUGUAAUUGGUGGUUAUUCCCCGGGUAUGAGGGAUGGUAAUUUCGAUGUGGCUAGAUUCAAUGGACCACAGGGUAUAUGUCACCGUGGCCAAUCAAUUUACGUUGCUGAUAACGAUAAUCACGCAAUCAGGCUCAUUGAUUUGAAGAGUAAAAGUGUGACGACACUCGUUGGAACUGGUUCUCAAGGGCAUGAUUAUCAAGGUGGUGGAAUCGCCAAGGGCCAGGCUAUAUCAUCACCUUGGGAUGUUGCUAUUUACGAUUAUAAGGAGAAUCAAGAGGUAUUGCUCAUUGCUAUGGCUGGGACUCAUCAGAUUUGGGCAUUGUUUCUUCAGGAUACCGUUUGGUGGAAGAACAAAGAGUACAAAGCCGGAAGCUGUGCGGCAAUCGUGGGAAACGGUCGUGAGGCAAACAGAAACAACAGCUAUCCCCAUGCAGCGAGUCUAGCCCAACCCUCGGGGAUAGCUCUCUCCCAAGACUCAAAACUCCUAUUCUUCGCCGACAGCGAGAGCAGUUCCAUCAGAAAAAUUCACCUCGUCGACGGUAGAGUCUCACCCCUAGCAGGUGCCGAUAAAAAUCCCCAAGAUUUGCAUAAUUUUGGUGAUGCCGAUGGUACCCAGUACUCGGCAAAGUUUCAACAUCCCCUGGGAGUAACAUGGGAUAGUAAACGAGAAGUUGUUUACGUCGCUGACACUUAUAAUCACAAAAUUAAGCAAAUCGAUUCAGCUGGCAAGUGCACAACACUGUAUGGAAGUGGAAAACCGACGAAAGAUCAUGUGUUCGAUGAACCGAGUGGACUGGGUCUACUAGCCAAGCAGAAUCUCCUAUUAAUUGCUGAUACCAACAACCAUUGCAUAAAAGCCGUAAAUCUAGAUACCAAAUCAAUAAACACGAUACCAAACCUGAAGUAUCCCAAGAAAGUUGCCAGACCAUUCGACAAAAUUCUCAACUUCACCAUCGAAAUAAGUAACAAACUGGCAGAUAUUAAAAUAUUAUUCACGACUAGAUUGGAUGCUGGUGUUGAAUUUACCGCAGAUGCACCACAGAAGUGGUCACUCAGUCAUCCAGAAUCGUGGACAUCAGAAAGUCCCAUGGGAUCUCUCGUCACACCGAUCAAACUAGAACUUCCAGAGGAUAAUGCACCUGAAGAGCUGGUUAUAACCAUUAACUUUGUUGUCUGCACUGGUGGCCAGUGCGUACCGAGAAGAUUAAAAAUAAUGUACAGAGUUGUCCGUAAAGAAGGGGCAUCAACGAGCAUCGAACAAACCAACGAACUGGAAAUCUCAUGAACAAAUGAUGAACAAAAAAAUUCAAGUCAAUACAUCUCAAAUAUACUCUCAUUCGUGUUGAUUUACACAACGCCAAAUCUAGAAGUAACAAUUGUAAUUUUGCACUUUGUUUCUUUAAUAAAAUGAUUAAUUAACUGAGCAA